Messenger RNA from Nerophis lumbriciformis (worm pipefish), 1317 nucleotides. NCBI's taxonomy places the organism in Eukaryota, Metazoa, Chordata, Actinopteri, Syngnathiformes, Syngnathidae. The record is from RefSeq and is a predicted model, not a curated record.
AUGUCCCGAGCGGAGGAUCGCGAGGAGGCGGACUGCGUGUGCUCCUUCGGGAUGAAGUCCACUUGGGACAUCAACGACCCCAAACUCCCGCAGGACACCAAGCAGUUUGACGCAUUCCAGGAGUGGACGGACGGCUACGUGCGUUACAUCUACAGCGCGGAGGACAAGAACGCUCAGCGCCACCUGUCGGGCUGGGCCAUGAGGAACACCAACAACCACAACUGUCAGAUCCUGAAGAAGUCUUGCUUGGGCGUGGUGGUCUGCUCUCGCGGUUGCGCGCUGCCCGACGGUUCCCGACUGCAACUGCGGCCCGCCAUCUGCGACAAGGCGCGACAGAAGCAGCAGAAGAAGGUUUGUCCCAGUUGCGGCGGCGCUCUGGAGCUGCUGCCGUGUCGAGGGCACAGCGGUUACCCCGUCACCAACUUCUGGAGGGUGGACGGGAAAGCCAUCUUCUUCCAGGCCAAAGGGGUCCACGACCAUCCCAGACCAGAGUCCAAGUCCGAGACGGAGGCCAGGAGAAGUUCUGUAAAAAGACGAGUAAGCUCACCGCCGUUCGCACCCAAAAGGCGCCUCGUUGAAUCCCAGGCUCUCGGCCCCGCCCUGCUUUCCUGCGCCGAGUCGGCCGAGCGGCUCUCCUUUAUCGAACCGACCUUCCCUCAGCAUUACCCGGCCUUCCAAAGCUCGGAACCCUACUACAACCCUCACAACGCGCUGGGAGAGAGUUCUCCCGCCGCGCAAAAGACGGCCAAUCCCAGGCUCUACAUGGGGAGACCCGGAUACGAGUUCCAAGGCUACCUGACCUCGCCUUCCUAUCCGGUGGCCUCGGACUUCUGCGACCCCAGGGUGGCUCCGGUCCUCGGUUGUCAGACGUCCUCGACGGCCGCGCCGCUCUCCUCUCCUUCCUUCGACGCGCCGCUCCCGAAACCCGGCUGGAAGGAUCUCCUGAAGAAUCCCGGGUCCUACGGCGACAACCACCAUUAUUACGGUCCGGACUACCCGUGCCGCUACUCGGGAAACCCCCCGGCGUCUCCGGCCGCGCUGCAGACCAUCAUCACCACCACCACCAAAGUGUCGUAUCAGCCGUGUCCCAAGGGCGGCGCCUACCAGUCGUGUCCAAAAGUUCAGCCGGGGCUCCCCGGCUGCUCCUCGUCGACGGACGAGUCCUUCUCGGCCCAAGUCAAAGUGACGGAGGAGUCCGGGGGCGUCAUCAAGUCUCUUUCAUUUCAGCCCGAAGUGGUGCAGACAAAAACGGAGCGAGCCGACGCCUACGACUAUCGCUACGGCUACGCCAACGCCUUCCGCUACGACGACUACUGA